This is a messenger RNA of Mycosarcoma maydis (corn smut), 996 nucleotides long. RefSeq lists its product as uncharacterized. NCBI's taxonomy places the organism in Eukaryota, Fungi, Basidiomycota, Ustilaginomycetes, Ustilaginales. The transcript has a single exon. The coding region runs from base 1 to 996 and encodes 331 amino acids. The record is from RefSeq and is a predicted model, not a curated record.
AUGCUCUCCUUUACCCGAAGCUUCUGCACAUUCUUCUGUUUUCUGCAAGCAUCACAGGUCCUGUACGGAGCAGGCUUGCCGCUUGGUGACUGGGAAGAACUCCUACGCUCCGGCAAUCAGCUCACAGCAUCUCUACCCGAUACACAGCAAGCCUCACAUCAUGACCCACUUUUGCCGGUUUCAACCGGUCUCGUUGCAAGUAGCCAUUAUUGGCCUAAGGACAGUCUUGUUAGUGAUGACGGAGACAUCGCAAGCGCUCUAAGAGACGGUAUCAGUCACUACAGUCGCCCCGAUCAAGAGGUUGACCCUGAACCUCACGUUCAUCUGCAGCGGUCCGCUUCUCUAAUCCCCUCCAUGCCGGCAGCUAGCUCUUCCGCUUCACCUAUAAGCCGGACGGGCGAGGAUAAACGAGAAGUAUCUCCACCUCAAGAGAGAAUGCCAGGACGCACCAGUCCCCCUCUCAUUCCCUUAAACAUUCGCAUGGUCCCGGAGCUGACUGCCCAGCAGCGAGCUUCUGUCCUAGCAAAUCUCAGAAAAGAGAUCUACUACUACGUCAAUAGCAAGCUCGCGCUUAAGAAAUCGCUCGAGCCUCUCAUCGUACCGUAUGGGGGGCAUUUGUCGUCUACAGAUCUCGAGACGUUCGUUCGCCAGAUGGCAUUGUCUGAUUAUCCGCCUUGGAUCUAUCUCUCUGAAGGCACACGUUUUCUUCUCCGUCAAGGAUGGCCAAACACUGCACUGUUCCGCCGGAUAAACGGGUUCACAACAGGCGACUACAGCCGAAUCUACUUCGAGGCCUGGCAGGAGAUGGGUCAGUCUGGCUCAGAAUUGUUCCAGUAUUUGGGCGUCUUCAGAGUUCCGAACAGAAAUAGGCUUGUUCAGUUCAAAAGAACGUACUUGGACCAGAGCUUUUUUCCGAUCAAGCAGUACGUUGUGCUCAGCUCCUCGACCUUCACAACGAGUUCAAUGGGAAAUCGACUCCCACAUUCACAAACAUGA